GUUCUAGGACAAAAUAUUCCGAAUGCACUUUAUUUAUAAAUGUGACCUUUAAUGAUAAAGGAUGACAAUAGUUUUUCGAAGUAUUACUAGGCUACUGGUGCCCAUUGUUGGUAACGUUAUUUGUCUAUCACGGGCUCAAUUAAGUACCAUCAAAAUGGCAGAUAAUCCAAAUUACAAAACUGCUACAUCAAUCCAUGAAUUUACCGCAAGGAAUAUCAAGGGUGAAGAUGUGAAACUGGAUGUGUACAAGGGUCAUGUAUGCAUUAUUGUAAAUGUUGCCUCACAGUGCGGUCUUACGGCGAACAACUACAAGCAACUGAACGAGCUUUAUGAACAGUAUGCAGAGAGCAAGGGACUCCGUAUUUUAGCAUUCCCAUGCAAUCAGUUUGCAGGCCAAGAGCCUGGCAACCCUGAAGAAAUUGUAUGUUUCGCAUCUGAGCGUAAAGUGAAGUUUGAUUUGUUUGAAAAGAUUGAUGUUAACGGUGACAAUGCCCAUCCUCUGUGGAAAUUCUUGAAGUACAAACAAGGCGGCACCCUCGGAAGUUUCAUCAAAUGGAAUUUCUCCAAGUUCAUCGUAGACAAAGACGGCGUGCCCGUCGAGCGCCACGGUCCUAACGUGGAUCCGUUGGAUCUGGUCAGUUCUCUUGAGAAAUACUGGUAGAAAUAUGCGAUAAUAUGGCGGACUGCACGGGGUAGUUCAGGGUUAUGUUGAAAAAUAUAUAGUUUUGUUGUCUUUGGGCAGUUGAAAAGUUUGAAAUACACUUAUAAAAUAGGAAGAUUUAUGGAUUCUUGGAAGAAUGUAAUUCUAUGCAAAUCACGUUCCUUUUAAGUUUAAAUAGUUUUAUUGCAUCACAUUUGUAUUGCAUUUAAUUUUGUACGUUUUUGAAUUAUUACGCUUGCGAAAAUCAACCUGCAUAAAAUAAAAAAAAAAAAAAAUUUGGCUGUUGUGCACGCGGAACAAAUAUAGAGUUUUUACUGGGCCCUUAUUCUGUAUGAUAGUGUAAACGCGUAACGCGGCCGUGUCAUGUUAUGUGCGUGGAAUGCUAUUCUGUAAGCCAAAUUUCUAUAGUCCUAAACAUGAUGCGUUGUGUUACGUGCUUGUUACGCACUGUCAAAAUAACGUGCGGGAUAGAGAAUAAGGCCCCUGUAUGUGUUCACAAGACACGUUAUGGUUAUUGUUUAGAUGUAAGAUUCAUGGUUGUAAAGGAAUAAAUAUUAAAGCAAAAUUUG
Manduca sexta (tobacco hornworm) is the source of this 1230-nucleotide messenger RNA. Its product is annotated as probable phospholipid hydroperoxide glutathione peroxidase. The coding region runs from base 62 to 661 and encodes 199 amino acids. Gene Ontology annotation, molecular function: glutathione peroxidase activity. The transcript has 4 exons. Gene Ontology annotation, biological process: response to oxidative stress. The record is from RefSeq and is a predicted model, not a curated record. NCBI's taxonomy places the organism in Eukaryota, Metazoa, Arthropoda, Insecta, Lepidoptera, Sphingidae.